Molecule: messenger RNA, 1907 nt
Organism: Stylophora pistillata
Lineage: Eukaryota; Metazoa; Cnidaria; Anthozoa; Scleractinia; Pocilloporidae
Molecular function (GO): NAD binding
Source: RefSeq, a predicted model, not a curated record
UCCAACGAUGGCGUCUGCGUGCUCGCGUAGAGUUGUGAAGACUAUUCACAUCUCCUCUAUUAUUCCCAACCUAGCGGACAAUCUCACUAAACGUUUACCGCGAAUUAAAUUUAUCAAUGUUCCUGUUGGAUGCAGUGGAGAGGUCGAGAUGCUACAAGAGGCUGAAGUCUUAUUGGCUGAUCCAGAUACUGCACUAACACACCUAUCUAAACUAUCCAAACUUGAAUGGAUGCAGCUGACGUCGGCUGGAGUAGAUAAAGCUAUUCCAUAUAUUACUUCUCAGCAAAACUCCUCACUGAAGCUAACAAGAUCUGGUGGUAUCUUUGGUCCUGCCAUAGCUCAGUAGGUUAUUGGUCAAAUUGCCUCAUGGGAAAGGGAUUUCAGAAAAUUAUGGAGUUAUCAACAGAAGUGUGACUGGAAUAUGGAGUGGCGUUUUAAUGCUAAUUACCGAGUGAUGCCAAAACUGACCAUUGGUAUUCUUGGCCUAGGAGACAUUGGACAGUACAUUGCAAAGAUGUGUAAAGCUCUUGGUAUGACUGUCUGGGGUGUUGGGCGUCGUGAAAAUUCAGAGAGACAAGAUACAGUUGACCACUAUACAACCACAUCAAGAUUACCUGAAGUUCUACAGUCAUGUGACUAUAUAUGUAACCUAUUACCAAGUACACCUGCCACAAAGUAUCUUUUAUCUGGAAGAGUACUUGAGAGUGGUAAAGACAAGUGCCCAGUUUUCAUUAAUGUUGGCCGAGGAAAUGUUAUAGAUGAAAAAAGUCUUGUAUAUGCAUUAGAUCAAGGAUGGAUAUCUGGUGCUAUUUUAGAUGUCUUUGAAGUUGAGCCAUUACCAAAAGAAAGUCCUUUGUGGAAAAUGCCGCAAGUAGUUAUCACACCUCACAUGGGAGCAUUUUCAUUUCCAGAGGAGGUUGCAGAUUUGUUUGUGGAAAACCUUUUGUUGUUUGAAGCUGGGGAAAAGCUCAAGUUUGAAGUGGAUUUUGAAAAGGGAUAUUAAUUAUUGAUAAUCAUCAUCUUACUUAAUUUUUUGGGUUGUGAUUGAUUUGGAGCAUGCUAAGAUAGUGAUGGCCAAAAUCAGAUAAAAAUUGAAAGUUAAUAGCAGCUGGUUGUAGAACUCAAGGACAAGUUAGUAAUUAGACUGAGUUCCAUAGUGAGAACAAUUUAAGGGAUUAACGGGAAAUUUUUCUCAAAAUUUUAUCUAACAUUUUGCACAAAAUCUCUUAACAGAAUUAUGUGAUUGGAAGUCUAUUUUCAAAUUGAUCAAAUAUCAGACAAAUUGAAGAGACAAGAAGUCAAACACUUUGUAAACAGUAAGAAAUAAAGGAGUUACUCAUGUCACCAUAAUUGCACAGAUAAACAAAAGGAGUAGCUAGGGAAGGUGGUCUGGAUAACAAAGGCAAGAUGAACUUGAUAUAACUUGUAGGUCAACACACUUUUCUAAAUAAAGCAGUUCUUGACCCUGCUAAUACUGUCAUCAUUACAAAGAGUAAUUGCCGCCUGUGUGAGAAAAAUUUAAUUUUGCAGCAGGGUGUGGUUUAUUCAACACCAAUUGUGGAAAAAAACUGGAGGAUUUCACUUUUUUGCAUUCCUUGAAAUGUUUUUUUUACUUUUUGGGUCCUUCUAUCAGUUAGCUGUCAAAGGUCCCAAUGUAAUUUCCCUUUUGAACAAUUCAAAAGGUGUGUAAACUUGCUGUUAGUUUUCUCAAUUAAAUCAAAAUUAUUGCAGAGCCACAAAGAAGUUUUUGAAAGAUUAAGUAAGUAAGUAAGUAAGUAGUUUUAUUUAAUGAAGGUGAUACAUGAUGGUACUAAUUAUUAACUCAUGAGCCAGUGGCCCUCAAAUAAAACUAAACAAAAUAUAUAUUAUACAAUAAAUAUAGAAAUAAAUCCAAAAAUUAUAUAUAA